This is a messenger RNA of Nilaparvata lugens (brown planthopper), 1711 nucleotides long. RefSeq lists its product as uncharacterized. Bases 440 to 1105 code for a protein of 221 amino acids. NCBI's taxonomy places the organism in Eukaryota, Metazoa, Arthropoda, Insecta, Hemiptera, Delphacidae. Gene Ontology annotation, biological process: lipid storage; positive regulation of triglyceride storage. Gene Ontology annotation, cellular component: lipid droplet; cytosol. The record is from RefSeq and is a predicted model, not a curated record. The transcript is spliced from 6 exons.
UUUACUGGAAUUUGGGAUAGGCGCAGGUCAUCAUUCGUUAUACGAUAGUGUAUGUUGACAUCCUUUAUUAUGAAAUAUUUAUUUUGAAUAGAUUUGUUGCUCUCUAACAAAGUUUCUCUCACGUUAUAGAAAGUUUUAUUGGAAAAUUAUUUAUUUCUACUUGACUGCAUAUUAUUUUCAUAAGUGAUUAUCCAGAUGCAGUUGAUAAUUUUUGGCAAACUUGGAAAGUUCCUACUGCAAAUUAGGAAAGAUAAAUUAUGAUAAUCUUAUCUCUUGUUUUUGUUGAUUGAGACCUACUGCAUUCAACUUUAUCUCUAUUCCAUGUUCAAGAAGGAACCUACAAUCGGAUUCAAGCCGUUCUGAUUACUCUAGUCUUACUGCUACACUGCUACGGUCAGAUCCUCUUUCAAUUUAUUUUUAACAGAUAAAUUUCUUGAAAAUGAACAGCAGCAAUUAUUCUCGAAGGAAAUUGGAAACAGUUAUUGAAAGAGAAAUGCUGUCAAGCAGCGACAGUGCAGCUGAAGCAAGCAGCAGUGGAAGGCGCGGCCGGUCUGCUCGGCCCAACCCUCACCACACACAAAUUCAUUUUUUCCACAAACUCUACAACGACUUGCCCAUCGUAUCCACAUCUUUCGACUUGACAAGCAGUAUCUACAAAACUGUCAGGGGCUCGAACUGUAUUUCAAGUCGCAUGCUGAAGACAGCCGAGAGAACGGCAGACGCUUUGAAGAAUUCCACCAAUCCCAUAGUCAACGUUUUCAGGGGCCCAUUGAUGACUAUCGAUUUUUUGUUAUGUUCAACACUCGAUUUUGUGGAAGACAAGGUUCCUGCUAUCAAACAAACACCAACUGAGUUGUACGAGAACACGAAAUGGAUGGUAAAAUACGUGUGCUCGGGGCAGUGUGCAUUGGACUGCGUCUGUAGAACUUGUAAGCACAGCUUCAAUACAGCCUACCAACUCAAGAAUCUUGUUCUUUGCAAACCGAUUGAAGAAAGCAAGAAAGUUAGUGAAGGAAGAGCCCGAGCCCUGAGCCGUCUUAGAAGACGGCGUCAAAGGCGGCUUUAUCUGAACAUUCAAAAGUACCAACUGCCACGUCAAGACUGAAUUACUGGAAUUAAGCUGGAUUGAGACCUCGGCCACUGUAAACAAAAUAUUGUUUGUAUGAUUAAUAUUCAAUCUUCCAGUACGGUGCUCCUCAUAAGUUUCAAGCGUUUUAAUGUUUAUUUUUAAACAAUAUUUUAAUUGUUGUUGAAUUUUAUAGUCUAGAUUGUAAUUUUGGAUACGGUAUUUCUUGUUGGAAAAGUUUUAUUGUUUGUUGAAUUUUUUAAAUCAUAAUUCUUUUAACCAGAACUCUAUUUUUACAAUUAGAACAGCAAUUAUAAGCGUUUAAUACUUAGUAUGAUAGAUGGAAUUAUUCUUUAGCUACUACCUAUAAUAUCAUUAUAUAAAAGAAAAGUUUGAAUGAACAAUGUUUCUUUAGAAAAGAUAACAUAAUAGCUCAAAUAAUUGAAAAAAUGGCAAAAUGCUGAAUGAUUUUAAAUUAUGCCAUAUAAAUGUCAUAUACAGAGUUGUAAAAUAUAUGUACUGUUGAUAAUUAGUUUGAAUUUAUUCUCUGUAAAAAAUAUAUAUUUUAGUGAAGGAUUCGUGUUUGAUAUAAAUGUAUAAUGUUCCUCUGAAUAAAGUAUGUAGGCCUAUUGAUAUAUUCAUAAA